GAGAGAGGAGAUGUGGGAAGGACACUAUGCUACAGUAGCGCACUGGGUUGCUGCUGUUUAGAGAGGAGCAGCCCAGACUCCACGGUGGUAGCGGAUGAUGCAGAGACAGAUAGAGAACGAGAGAGGUGCGCAGUAGCUUCUCACUUCUCAUUGGAGACGUUUUCCAGUCGCUUAGGAAUGUUUUCACGUUUUGCACUAAAGGAAGUUUUCUGAAACAGGAAAAACUAUGGCUAGUCCAACCUAUCCCCUAUGACUUGAUUGGGGGGAAGUGAGUGGAGUAAGCCGUGCCUCUGAGCGGUGCGGUGUUGCGUUAGGGGUGACGUUCCGUUGGGAAGAGGCUGAAACGGUAUCAGGGUGAGAAGAGAUUAUCCGUGACAGCAAAUACAAGAUUUCCAUUGGGCUCGAACUCCUCUCUCUCUUUUCUGACAAACCAUCACUCACCGACCAACCGUCACCGUUAGAAGAUGUCCUGCGCUUCAUAAACGAACGAAUGUCCUCAGUGCCUCCGUUGUAGGCUGGCUAUACUGUAGCCUACCUGACGACAAGGCUGCAUGUUUUGGAUAUUUGGAUAGGAUAAACAGCGUAGUCAUUUUUUGGAUUGAAAUUACCAACGGAAAAUUAAUCCAUAAAUGCUGGACGACCUAUGUUAAUAGUGGACAACUGAAGGGAUUGAUAGCCUACAACGCAUUAUAGUCUAGGGUCCCUCCCAGCCUUUCCAGGUGUUGUGUGGUGGUCUAGAAUGUAGGGAUGAUCCCUGUGGGGCGACUGAAGGCUCAGCCACAGCUGUGGCAGAUAGAGAGAGAUGCCUCUCCAUGGCUGUGGAUGCUCCCUCGCCCUGGUCCUGCUGCUGCCUCGGGGCUCUGCCGGCUGGGUGCCACUACCGCCCCUGUUGCCGCGCCACACCAUCACCACCCCUUCCUGCUCUCCCAUCACCACCCUCCUCCGUUGCUCCAAGCCGUCUCCAGCUGGCAGCUUUCCUGUGAUCCCUUCCUGCCUCUGGCCAGGAUACCGACACACACAGCAGCAGCUAACCCUGGCAUCAGUCAGUUUCCCCUACAGAACGUGCAGUGGGAGCUGCCAUCUCCCCACCACGUGCUGGGAUUUCAGCCUUCUGCCAACCUGGAGCUGGUCCCUGUAUUCCCGCAUGUGUACCGCUCAGUGCUGCCUCCUCACUGUGGCAAAGGAUGGGUGGAGAAACGGGUCCCCGACUACAAGACGUACUUGAACAACACUCUAACUCUGGAGAACACCUGGCUUACUCCGGAGGAAAUAGGAAUUUUCCAGCGGCAUGAAAAACCAUUGUUGAUGACAAAUCAAAUGGCAAUGAGCAUUUCUAGGCCAGCUACUGCCUCCAGGAGUCUCAACUCUCUCCUCAUGUCACCCAGACCUGCUGCCUCCAGGACUCUCCACUCUCUCCUCAUGUCACCCAGACGUAUAUCAGGUUGUCCUGUGGCUAUCAAGAGAGUGGGCAGGAACAAGAGGAUCUCUCUGGCAGCUGCCGCCAUGACAGCCAUGGAAUCAGACCCCUCCAGACUCCCAGGGCCUUCGCCCUCCUCCUGCUCUCCCUCGUUCAUUCAUCCCCUCCGCCUGUUCCAACUGUCACCUAUCAAGAUCCCCUUUCACCUGUCUCCACCUGGCCCAGGAUCCACUGCCACCUGGGAGGGCCUGAUGGGACCCAUGCUGCCAGCCCAGUUUGCCCGGAUGACAUCACUGUCAGCGCCAGGUGUUGCUCUCAUGACUGGAGACUGGAGACCCCACUCAACAUCAGAUAAGCGUUUGGCCAGGAGAAAAGCGUCAUGCGCUGCGACGUUGCUGCUGCAUACAGAGCAGAAGACAACCCAGGAGAAACAUACAGAGCAGGAGAUGGUAGAGGUCCCUAUGGAGGAGGAGGACGUUGACCCUAAAGACAAGCGUCCUGUAGCUUCCACCCCUGUUCCCGGAUCUCCAUGGUGUGUGGUGUGGACGGGGGACGACAGAGUAUUUUUCUUCAACCCAACGAUACAACUCUCUGUUUGGGAUCAGCCAGUAGAUCUGAAGGACCGUGGAGAGGAUCUCAACAGGAUUAUAGAAGAUCCUCCACAUAAACGCAAAAAGGAUUCUUUGUCCACAGAGGAUGGUUCUAACUCUCCAUCUGCUGAUGACGAUGAUGCUGAUGAUGAAGAUGAACAUUAUUUAAAAACCAAGAGGAACAAACUGGAGGAACCUGCGGAUGGUAAUGAGGACCUGAGAGAGAGGGCAGGCGCAGAGACAUGUGACACUCCUCCCAAUAGGACUGUUCUACCCUUAGGACUACGCAUCACACACUUCAGGGACAUGCUCCUUGAGAGAGGGGUUUCAGCGUUUUCUACAUGGGAGAAAGAACUGCACAAGAUUGUGUUUGAUCCACGGUAUCUUCUGCUAAACUCUGCAGAGGAGAGGAAACAGGUGUUUGACCAGUUUGUCAAAGUGAGGAUGAAGGAAGAACACAAGGAGAAACAGAGCAAACUGCUGCAAGCAAAAGACCAGUAUAGAAAACUGCUAGAGGAGUCAAAAAUCACAUCCAGGUCAACUUUCAAAGAGUUUUCUGAUAAGUACGGUCAUGACCAGCGCUUCAAGCAAGUUCUGAAGAAGAAAGACCAAGAGCUCUUCUUCAACCAGUUCAUCAAUGCGCUAAAGAAGAGAGAUAAAGAGAACCGCAUGAGGCUGAGGAAGAUGAGAUGAGGUAUGAGGCUGAGGAAGAUGAGAUGAGGAAGCAUGAGGCUGAGGAAGAUGAGAAGAGGAGGUAUGAGGCUGAGGAAGAUGAGAUGAGGAAGAUAAGAUGAGGAAGCAUGAGGCUGAGGAAGAUGAGAUGAGGAAGUAUGAGGCUGAGGAAGAUGAGUUGAGGAGGUAUGAGGCUGAGGAA
Molecule: messenger RNA, 2881 nt
Organism: Salmo salar (Atlantic salmon)
Lineage: Eukaryota; Metazoa; Chordata; Actinopteri; Salmoniformes; Salmonidae
Source: RefSeq, a predicted model, not a curated record